AUGCCCAUGACGCGGCUUUGCUUCAACCUCUCCCUGCAUCCGGUGACUCGCAGCUGGCUCCUGGGCCACUUCCUCAUCCUAUUGUGCCGGCAGACGGAGCCAGAGGCCUCCUUGGAAUCCCUUCCACCCCCUUGCCUCUUUGAAGGACUGGAUGGGCCCGGGUCCCAAUCCAAGCAGCCUCACCGUAGUCCGCUGGAAGUUCAGUCUGUGGGCUCUCAGAGAGUUUUGGCCAUUUUGGCCUACCUACUCCGCCGAGUGCCCCAGUGUGGGGACUUCUUUGCACGGAAGCUGCAGAGCGAGCCUUGGUUAAAGGCUUUCCAUGCACCACAAUGGUCGAAUGAUCGUAGCAAGAAGUCGCGGGGAGAUGUCUUGCUCCUGCAAGGGAUUGCAAUUUCAGAUUUGCCGGGCCACUGCGCAGUGAAUCUUCUCAUGCAGCUGGUGAACACGAGACUCUACUUGUCUUCCUCCCGACACGCGGCCUGGCUGCUCUCCGUCUUGCAUGCGCUGCUCUGUCCGCAGCCGGCCCGGAGCUCUACCAGCUCCAAGGACUCGGAAGCUUUCAACGAGGCGCCCGCGGUGCCCACGGUGGCCACGGCCAGCGCGGCCACUGCCACUGCCGCGACCAUUCCGCCCAGCCCGGCCGCAGCGCAAGCAGAGGAGACGGAAGAGACGCCCGGGUCACAGCGGUGGAGCAAGAUCAUUGAGGACAUGCACACGGCCCUGUCCCAAAAGAGCGUGCUGGCUCUUUGCCACUUCCUUUGCCAUGCCGGCAGUGGCCACGGCUCGAGUAGUGAGGGUGACGCGUUCCAACUUGCAGGGGAUAUCCUGGUGGCCCUGGCAGCUUCACGUACACACCUGGACACCGUAAGGUGUGAGUUGAUGCAGGUCCUGGCCACCCUGGUCACGGACAUCGAGCGAGCCCUUCAGGAGUGCGAGGCCGCCGCUGCAGAGCCCUCCACGAUCGAGUCGCGCUUCCUUCGCGUGGUCAGGACUUUGACCGAAGUUUUCCGGGAGGCCUCAAAGUCAGGACCGGACCGAAAUAGCUCUAAGCCAGAGGGCUUCAUGGAGGAGGCUCGUGUUGAAAAUUUGUGGGAUGCCCUGGAUCGCACGUUGGAGCGCCUGGAUGACCCGGAGAUGUCAGCCACGCCAGCACAGAAGCUCCUGUCCUCCGGUGAGGGAGACGCUGGUUCGCCUGACAACAGCCAGUCGCCUCCGAAGCCGUUGCUGAACCGGCUGCUGCCGCUCAUUGAAGCCUUCUUCGUGCUCCAUGGCCACAUCACCGAGGAAGCGGACAAGGUCCCACGACCAGAGGAGCCACUUCAGAUGACCGAGGGUGGCUCAUCCUCAUCUCAGCCGGGCAAAGUCCCGUCACCAGCUCAGCUGUCGCGGCACGUUUUUGCCGAGUUCCACGAGCAGUCUGCAGCAGAGAGAUCUCGCUUCGGCCAGUUCUGCAAGAAGCAUCGGCGUCCGUUGAAUGCGCUGCUGAAACAGACACCUUCGCUUCUGUCGAAGUCUUUCGCUCCGGUCCUCCAGUAUAUGCCGACCUGUCUGGACUUCGACAACAAGCGGGCCUAUUUCAGGGCGCAGCUGCGGCCCGGAGCUCGUGUGUUUUUCCUACUUGUGCUGCGAGUUGCCCGAAGCCAGAUCCAUGACUCAUACCACCAACUUCGGAUACGGACCGGUGAGGAGAUGAGGGCCAAGAUCCAGGUUCAAUUCCAGGGCGAAGAGGGCAUCGAUGCCGGAGGUGUGGCCAAGGAGUGGUACGGAGCGCUGGCUAGGGAAAUUUUUAACCCCAACUAUGCCCUCUUUGUGCAGGCCGGUGGCAAGGCUUGCACCUACCACCCGAAUCCGAUGUCCUAUGUCAAUAGAGACCACCUCCAGUUUUUCCACUUCAUAGGAAGGGUGGUUGGCAAGGCCAUUCAUGAUGGCCAGAACCUGGAGGCUUGGUUCACCCGAGGCUUCUACAAGCACAUGCUGGGAAAGAAGGUGAUUCCUGCUGAUCUGGAAGCAUUUGAUCCUGAAUACUUCUCCAAUUUGAAAUGGCCAGGGUCACAGUCCCGAAGAGCUUUCGCAUUCGCCGAUGACAUCACAGACAUCAUCGAGCUCACCUUCUCCGCAGAAAGCGACGAGCUGGGGCAGAUCAAAGUGGUCGACCUCAAGCCUCAGGGCAGAAAUUUGCCCGUAACCAACGAAAACAAACAUGAGUACAUUCAACUCAUGUCGGAGCACAAGAUGACCAACUCCGUCAAGCAGCAAAUAGAGCACUUCCUCAAAGGCUUGCAUGAGAUCGUCCCUCCGCAGCUGCUAUCGUUGUUUGACGACAAGGAGCUGGAGCUUCUCAUCUCGGGCCUGCCGGAUAUUGACAUUGAGGACCUGAAGCAGAACACCGAGUAUCACAACUACACGCCGCUGUCGGAUCAGGUCCAGUGGUCUGCGCCUCAAACGGCAGCUCCACAUUAUACCACCGGUACGCUCCAAUCCUCAGAUUUGAGCGUCGAAGCGGUGUUUGAAUUUGCAUUGAAGGUUCUGGAAGGUUUACCUGUCCUCCUGCAACUCGUCUACUCCUACAGACUUGUCUUGUCUUCGAACGGUGAGCUCCGCUCUCAAGUCGAACGGCCCCAGUCGCUGUUGGGUUGGGAGGUGGAUCUCCUGGAGCAGCUGAAGGAGCUGAAGGUUCAGCGAUGGGAGCGCUGCGUGGCGUCCUCAUGGCAUCCAGUCCUGAACCGCUUUGACAACAUUCUGGCAGCCUUUGCUGACCCCUCGCAGCGAGCAGCAGACGGAGCUCCCGACGAAGAGCUUGUGUGCGAGGUGCUGCGGGUCUUACACGAUAUUGUUUUCCUCCACCAGGAGCUGAAGGGCAAGCCGACAUCUUCAGAGCUCUCCUCUGGCGGCCGCCAUGGAGCGAAGAUUAGAGGCGAGUCCUCGCUUGCUGUGGUGCCCCGAGACGGAAAGCGGAUCGUACUAGUGACUAGCAAUGUGCCGACAGCAUCCGUGCCAAGCGAAAGAGAUGCCAUGCAAGCAUGGAGGCAGUCUGUAGGUCACCAGCCACAGUCGUCAAAGCGCGUACAUUGGCUGGAGAAGCCGCUUGCGCAGGCAGCGGAGCCUUUCGAAGUGCUCCUCAAGCGGCUCGAGGAGUCUCCCAUGGUCACAGAUGCAAUUCGGCCAGCUCUCAUGCUGCAGCUUCGUUUGUGGUGUCGUGCUCGAACACUCGAAGGCAGACAGGAGGUGGUUGCUAUAGCGCUUUUGGCCAUCUGCAACUCCAUUAAGCACAUUGGUCCCUGCAUGCUGCAGCAGUACCUGCAGAAGAGGCCGGGACUUCUGUCCGAGCUCUGCGAGCUGCUGCAGAGCCUUCAAGCAGUGGGUUCUGACACAGGUGUGGCGGCGCUCAGGGUCACGGGAGCCAUCCUCGACUCGCGGUUUGGACAGAGUCGAUCUGAAGCUUCGCAAUUGUCGCAAAUGUUGGGCCUUUCUCUCCCGCAUGGAAUAGUCGCAUGUGCGUUGAGGGGCCUGCUUGGACACCAACCAACUGAUGAUCAGCUGGAGGGUCACAAUCGAGUCCUCCUGGCUGCUCUGGACUUGUUUCAAGUCACAACUGUCUCAAAUCACCAAACAACGGCACAGCUUGGGCAUGCGGGAAUGAUCCUUGCCAUGCUGGAGCUCAUGCAGAAAACUGAUGUGGCAUGCCUGCCGGCUGUGGCAGCCAUGCUGCGAUGCUUGGAGCUGGCAGCAGAGGUCUCGGGCACUGCUGCCCUGGUCUUGUUUCGAGACUUCAGCGGCCUGCAGGCAUUCUCGUUGAGACUCCAAAGAGAAGUGGAACUGAUGAUGGCCUUGGACUUCACCGGCGAUGCUUUCGAGCUGGAGCCACCGGGUAUGGAGGCCACACGAGACGAGAAGCAGAGGUAUUGGCAGCUCCUCGAGGAGGUCACUGCACGGCGGAAGCUUUGCCGCCAACUGCUGAAGAACAUCCAGACCGCCCUGCAGUGCACAGAGGUGCUGCAGGCCGGGCUGGCCAACGUCUUCCAGGGCCCUCUGAUGGAUGCGCUGAAGACCGCUCUGAAGGAGCCGUCAAAGGUCGGGCUGUCCCUGUUCGGCACUGCCAUCGACAUCGUGUCCAGCAUCAUACAAGAUGACCCCGCUCGGGUUCCUCAGAUGAUCGACUCCGAGGUUCUGCCUGGAAUCAUGGCGGCCCUGAGCAAAGACACGAUGCGAAGUGCGGAAUGCGUCUCCUUUGUGCCCGGGGUGCUUGCAUCCAUCGCUCUUCAUUCGGUCGGUGAGGAUUUCCUUCUCAACUCGCCGUCAAAGCCCAUACAGCUGUUGACGGACAUCCUCGUGGACCCGAGCUUCGCGCCCCUGCUUCACUCUCAACCUGAGAUCGCCCAGAUCAUGAGCACCCAGGUGGACAAGGUUCUUCGAAAUCGGCCGGCUGGGCCCAACAAGCUCACCGACCACGUGGUCGACUGCAUGCUUGCAGGAAUGCGCAGCAUCCUGGACCAAGCCAAGGACUACCCCGAGUGGACGCCUCUGGAUCUGGAGGACCACACGGAGUAUUUGGCAGACCGCCUCGUUUGCUUUAGUCGUUUCUGCUGGUCCAUCUUGUCCACGAACGAGCAGACUUUGAAAUCCUUCCUCGAGAAGAAAGGAUUGGCGUUGGUGCGGGAACUUCACGAGUUGCCUUGUCUGCCGUACCAUCUGACAUCGCUAGAGGGUCAACAGCAUCCAAUGGCCGGACUCUUCAACCUUCAGGCACGAGGCCCUGAUGGAAACUUAGCGGUGGCAGCAGAGUUGGAGGACAUGUUGAACUCGAACUUCCAGAAGGCAGAGCCAAUGCUCAACCAGUGUGUUCCUGGGAGUGAUCCCUACACCGCACUGGCUGCAGCGGAUGAUGCGCAAGUCAGUGCUUUCCUCCGCAGCAUAAGCCGCUCGGCUGCUGCGCUUGAAGGGCUCCUGUCCGUGUGCCGUGAGGGCAGCUCUGUGCAAGUGCUGGAGGCAGUGCGAGCUCCUCUCAAACAUGUGGGGAAGCUGGGUGGCUUCAUCUUCGCUCUCGCAGCGUGGUAUCCACCAGAGGUGCAGGAGCGGGAGCGCAACAGCGCAACGACUAGCUAUCAUGAAACGAUCAAGACUUUGUUCACCCCGAGCUCUACCUCUAAAUCGGAAGGUUCCUCGCCGUCUGGAUCUUCAGAAGCACAGCCAGAAGAGAAGAAAGAGCGUGAGUUUCCUAUGAAGGACAAACCUCUCCUGCAAGCAGCUCGACAGAGCUUCCGCCUCACGGCGCAUGCGACGCGGCAGCUCCUCGUGGUAGUCUCUAAGCAGCUGCACAGCAGGGCGCGUCAGCGAGAGGUCACGCCAACCAUUUCCGGUCUGGCCACAGAGCUGGCAGAGGUGGCCAAGGCGUGUGUUUCGGCAGUUCCCCCCAGCGACACAGUCGCAAAUCUUCACUGGACUUCGGACAUCUUCGACCUGCUUCUCCGUAUGCACGAAGAACAGAACCGUGUGGCCGUCCGGCCUCUGAGCCUUUCAGCUUUCUAUCAAGUGGGUGGCUUCGAACUACUCGAGCCACUUCUACAGAAGGUGGGCCAGCACUUGGAUCUGGACGCAGGACCACCAGCCCUGGGCAGCGCCCUGGCCUACUUGGAGAAGGUGACUUCCCACAAGCGAUUCACCAAUGCACCCCAGGUUGGUCUACUCAAGGUAGAGGACGGCUUCAUCCCCAAGGAUCCACUCUGUCGGUCCGUCCAAGCAGAAGCAUUAAGGAUCAUGCUGCCAGUGUGGCGCAACGCAGACCUGGCCCGCUUCCCCGCAAAUGCAGCGCAGUCCUUGAUGAAGGUCUGGGUGCACUCGCUGGAUGGACCACGCGACAUUCCGCCAAGGCCUGCGCAAGCCAACCCAACGGCCACUACGAACAGCGGCACGACUGGUGGGACGGCACCCGCCGCGACCAAUGCCACCACAGCAAGGGGGCGUUGGGCAGACGAGGCAACGAGGCAAAGCAUGGUCACCUCCCUCAUGGACAUGGGGUUCCCACGAGAGCAGGUGGAGCGCCGGCUGCAGGAGGUGGACAGCAACACACGUCCGGACAUCGCUUCGCUCAUCAUGCUCAUGGCCUCCGGCGAGGAGACGACAUCCGCAAGCCCCCCGGCACAGGAGGCGCGCACCCGGGCUUGUGGGCACGUGGUGGCACGCGAUGGCCCUCGUGUCUGCUGCAGUAAUUUCGAUCAGGCUGCCGAGACUCCAGCACCACCUCCAAGCGCACCACCAGGAGCUGCGAUGACUGCCGAUCUGGCAUGCAAAAUGCUACUGUCUGGAAGGAGUCAAGUGCUUCAAGUGCACAUGCGUCGGCAGCAGGCGAUUCCGGUGGUGGCAGAUGCCAUGGCCUUUAUUGUCGCAGUGCCCACGCAGCUUUGGGACCAAGCCGUCGGCAAAAACGGUCCAGAGGCGAAUGCAUCCUCGGUGGUGCAGGCGUGCCUGGAAGCGCUGGGAGAAAGCGAUGACCAGCCGCCUGCCGAUGCGCUGGCCUGUGUGGCACAGGUCUUGGCAAGCCUACUGCAUCGACGGCAGCAGGUCGUUACUGCGAUUGGACCGGCAGGGGCUGAGUCUCUCCUGGUCAAGCUCAGCAGGUGGUCGUUGCAGAGCAUCGAUUCCACUGUGGAACCCUUUGCUCGUGGAUACCGCACCUUUUGUAUGGGAUCGGCAGCGCCCGCCCCGGAGGGCCUCGGUGAGCUACUGGCACCCCCCGCCUGGCUAACGCCAGUCACUGUCUGCGCGCAUCAGCUGCUGAUCUCCGUGGACUUGGUCCAACUUCGCCAGGGCCGAGAGUCGCUGCGUGCCGAAGUGCAGAAGAGCUGGGUCGCCGGGGUGUUGGACAUCCUCUACGCAUUUCCAGGACUCGAGCCUGGACUUGCCUUGGCUUGCAUCCAGCUCCUGCUGAGGCUUUGUUCCACCCAGAUCGGUGCCCACACGUUCCUCGAGUAUCAGCCGAAGCUCUCGCUGGACGAGGAGGGCAAAUCGCUGAAGGCUCCCUCGGAGACGGCCGGCGGCAUGAUCCUGUUGCUGCGGCUGGCGAGGAAGACGAUUUUCACUGGCAUGCUGCAGAUGAUUGCAGACCUUGCAGUGACCCUCAUGGAAGAGGGCUCAGCGCUGCAAGCGCGCAUGGAGAACGAGAUCCUGGCCCUCUUCUCUCCGCAGGUGAAGACGCUUCCAAUCAAGCAGAUCGCAAGCCGCUUGAACCACUUGUUCAUUCGCAACCCAGACAUCUUCGGAGAAGCCAUCAAGGCGGUUACUCAGAAGGCACAGGCUUCAGAUCAGAACUCCAUUGUUCUGGAGCCCUUGCCGGAAGCAGAGAGGUCGAAGCAGAAGCCUGCUCCACACGCUGGCGCGCUGCUCAUGCUGCAAACCCUGGUGUCCGAGAUUUGCUUCAAUCUCGAGCUCCAGCACAGCACUGCCUUCCCGAAGAUCUUUGACGCAUCGAAGAGGCCGGAGCCAGAGGCCGGAGACAAGAAGAAGGAGAAGGAGAAGGACAAGGCCGAGAAGAGCGACAAGAAGGAGGAGACAGAGAAGGAGAAAGACAGUGCCGCCGUGAACUCGAAGCUUCCACCACUUUUCCCUUUGGCCUUGGACUCCAAUGCCUUGCUCUUUGUCCUCGAUGCCUUGGUCACUCGAGUGCCGGGCAUAAGCGCGCUUGCCAUGAAGCCACCUUUGCCGGUUCCGGGUACAAAUCCAAGUACCCUGCCUGAGCCAUCUUUGGCUGUGCCCGACCGCUCUGAACGGCUCUCGCAGAAGAGCCUCUUGCUUGUUAUGACGCGGCACUUGCUUCCGCGAUUUGCGCAGCUGGCAGACGUCUGGCAACAGCAGAUCCAGCCACUGACCAACAGUCAAAAACUACAUUUGACCCACACGGGGGCCAUUAUCCCGAUGCAGAAAUGCAUGCCCCACCUGGCCACCACCUUGGCUUCCACGGCUCGGCUCUCCGUGGAACCACGCCGUGCCCUGGCCUCUGAGGUGGUUCUCAGCACCAAGGCCUUAGCCGACUCCGAGUCCUUCUCUCCUGCGCGGCUUUCCUUCGGCACGGAGGUGGCCGCCGUCUGCGGCCUUGUGGCAAGGCUCCUUGGAGCUGCUGCUGCCGUGGACCGCAAAGAGGAUAAGGAAGAGGCCGAGGAGUCGAGACCAGGCACCUCCGAUGCCAAAGACAGCCGGCAGCCCGGCCAGGGGAGCUCCGUGGAUCCUUGCAGUCUUGGCCACGUGACCUGUGCUCGCUGGGCUAGGCGCGUGACUCCCAUGAAAUACGGUUCGGUGGUCAUGGCCGUGGCCACUGGCAUUGUGAAAUGCCUGGAAUUCCUGACGCGACGGGAGACGAAGAACCGAAGCUCCCAGGGGCCCUUUUCGCCGGAGCCGGCACCGCCCAUGUUGCUGGAGGGAGAAGACGGCCUCGGGCCUGGUCAAGACUUCACAGCGGACUUCGGUGUGGGCGAUGGCGCCGCGCAUGACGAUCUUGACAGAGAUGACGAGGAAGAUGACGAGGAAGAGGAGGAUGACGAUGACUUGGCAGAGGAGGACGAUGAGGAAGCCAUGGCAGGAAUGGAGGGUGGACACCUUCCCGAACAUGAAGAUUUCGGUGACGAGGACUACGAUGCAGAGUUCGACGAGGACUAUGGGGAUGAUGAUAUCAUCACCGACGACCUCCUGCAUGGCGAUGAUGGAGCCAGCUCCUCAGAUGCCACCAUCCUGAACAAUGCAAUCCAUGUGAUCGAUCAGCAAGUCCAAGGCUUCAACCCUGACCAGAUGGCCAUGCAGAUGAACUUUUCGCCGGAUCUCGGGGAUGCGCCACCCCGUCGCGCUCCACCGCGGGUUGGUCGGGGUGGUAUGGACUUCCUCGGUGUCACAGUGGGCACUGGCUGGAGUGAGCCCGGUGACCUGGACCUGCCUGGGGAGCAUCCCAUGCUUCGGCGUGAGCAUCAGAGCCACGCGCAACCGUUGCAGCAACUGCCGCAGCUGGCUGGUUUCCAGAUGCCAGCAGGGCUCUCAGAACCAGCCUCGGAAUGCCGAAUGCUGCAGCUGCACAGGGUGCAGCUCGUUCCUGGACCGGAUGCUUUCCGCCAGAUCUUUGCAGGCUCCGGCCCGACUGGAGGAGCUGCUGGAGUCAUUGGCGGCCCGGGUGGGGCGCAGAUUGUCAUCACGAGCAGCAGCAACCUCCUUCCGUCUGCAGCUAUGGGCGGCGGUGGUGCAGCCAUGCCUGCAACAACUAGUCGAGGUGGGGGUGCGCUUGCAGCUGCUGCCGCCGAGUCGCUCGACAUGGCAUACGGGGAGCUGGCGGGCAGGCUGUCCGACGAGUUGCGCAAUGCUCCGACGGACUCUAAGGAUGCGCCGGCCACAGAGACCCCUCAAGAAUCUCAGGCCAGAGUCAUUGGUGUGUCAGUCCAGAGUGCAGUGGAAGAGCUUUGGCCAGAAGAUUUCCGUUCCGGAGCCGAUUUGCAGGCGCCAGCCCCGGCCGACCCACCCGCGGCACCUGCGGAAGGUCUGGUGGGAAGUCUGGUGCUUGCCGCAUGCCAGGAAGUUUUCUAUGUGACACGGCGGGUUGGUGAAACCGUGGCUGCCCCAGACAUUCAAGGGUGGUCUGUGCAGGUGGCAGAAACAGAAGCGACGCAGACUGUGGUUCAGGUGCCUUCAGACGUUGUGGAUGAAGCUUCGGAGCUCUUGGCCCGACUAAACGCAGAGGAGGCUGAAGAGCAGGUCGAAGAGGCACCCGCGGAGGUCCAGGCUGAGGAGCCCCAGCAAGAGGCAGAGGAAGCCACAGAGGCUGCGGCCCCUCCUGCUGCGGAGGAUCCAGCCGCUGCUUUGGGCAUCGCCGAGCUUGAGCGGCUGGCGACCAGCCUCGGCUGCACGCAGACGGCCCUUCUACAGGCUGCAGAGAUCGAUGCAUCCGUCGUGGCAGAGCUCCCGGAGGACAUGCGUGGAGCGGUGGUCAUGGCGACCUUAUCACAGGUUAAUGUCGACCACUUGCGCACCCGUGGAGCCGCGACAGAGGGUGCUGGCACUGGCCCAGCCCCGGAAGCAGGCCAUGUGCAAUGCCUUCGCCGUGAUAGCUACGAGCAAUAG
Symbiodinium sp. CCMP2456 is the source of this 10089-nucleotide messenger RNA. The record is from the annotation of a GenBank genome assembly. NCBI's taxonomy places the organism in Eukaryota, Dinophyceae, Suessiales, Symbiodiniaceae.